AUGGAGCUCACAGGGAGAUAUGUGCUGGCUGAUGGAUUCCGUUUCAUGAGGUGGCUCGACCUGGGUGGCCAUGAGAAGGCCAUGAAGAGGACUGCUAAAAACCUCGACCGGGUGGUGCAACGGUGGUUGGACGAGCACAAAGCUAGGAGGGACUUGGCUAGGGAGGAGGCUACUGGGGUAAAGGGUGAGCAAGACUUCAUGGAUGUUCUGCUAUCUAUCCUUGAAGAUAAUCCGGAGAUCCGUAGUUACGACUCUGAUACCAUCAACAAAAAGCUACUUGCAUGUAAGCCUUCUCGGACCCCGGCAAUGAUUUUGGCUGGCACAGACACUAUAACAAUUACCAUGACAUGGACCCUCUCAUUGCUGCUCAACCACAUGGAAGCCCUGAAGAAUGUCCAACAAGAACUCGACACCCAAAUUGGGAGGGACAGGCUCUACCUAGCGGGGCCCCUAUCUGUCCUCCACGAGGCCAUCGAGGACUGCAAUAUCUCGGGCUAUUUUGUCCCCAAGGGCACCCAGAUAAUGCUGAACCUGUACAAGAUACAUUGUGACACGAGUGUGUGGCCUGACCUGUUCGAGUUCCAGCCUGAGAGGUUCCUGACCGCCCACAAGGAUGUCAAUAUGCCAGGGGAUAAGGCAGUUGACAUGGAGGAAGCUAUUGGGUUGACCAAUAUCAAGGCCACCCCUCUCGAAGUUCUAGUCACUUCUCGGGUUCCCGAACACGUGAUGAAAAGGAGAAGACUGCAAGAAGGGGGAGGAGGCCAUGGGAGGCUGGCAUCGAGCCUUUUGAUCGCUUAUGGCUCCUGA
Messenger RNA from Punica granatum (pomegranate), 807 nucleotides. NCBI's taxonomy places the organism in Eukaryota, Viridiplantae, Streptophyta, Magnoliopsida, Myrtales, Lythraceae. The record is from RefSeq and is a predicted model, not a curated record.